AUGGGCGUUAUAUUUGGAUCUAGGGAUACGGCAACACCUCAAAUCGUUUGUAUUUUGAAGCACAUUUCAUCGGCACAAGCGGGACUAACGGCAGCUAUUCAUCAUGGGGACGAGGACGGCACUUUUUUGGCAAAUUUACCAGAAGAAGGCUUGUCGGUCGAAGAAACGAUCAAUGAAAUACGAAAAUAUUCCGAGAUGGAAGGUUCGGAUUGGAUGGGUGGGCGUUGUUCUGGAGCGGUAUUCCAUGUCGAGGAUGCCGAGAGUAAUGAAAUGCAGAUUUAUCGUGAGGUCUGUACACAUUUUGCGUGGACCAACCCACUUUGGCCGAAACUGUUCCCGGGUGUUAGAAAAAUGGAGGCUGAGAUCGUAAAAAUGUGUGCAUCGCUACUAGGUGGAGAUAAAGAUACCUGCGGAACGAUGUCUACCGGUGGCACAUCUUCUAUACUUUUGGCCUGCCUGGCACAUCGUAAUCGAGCGUUGAAAAAGGGAAUCCAAUUUCCGGAAAUGAUCAUCCCGGAGAGCGCCCAUGCUGCAUUCAUCAAAGCGGCGGAAAUAUUUAGAAUUAAAUUGAUCCGCAUCCCCGUUGAUAGGACGACUUAUAGGGUAGAUGUGCAAAAAAUGAAAAAUGCCAUCAGCAGCCGAACUUGCAUGCUUGUUGGCUCGGCGGUGAACUUUCCGACGGGUGCGCACGACGAAAUCGACGCCAUUGCUCGGCUUGGUCUUAAAUAUGACAUACCAGUUCAUGUAGAUGCUUGCUUGGGCGGAUUCCUAUUGCCAUUUGUCGUGAACGCACGGCCGUUUGAUUUCCGAGUCGAUGGUGUGACAUCAAUGAGCGCCGAUACGCACAAGUAUGGCCUGACACCAAAAGGGUCCUCGGUGGUACUGUAUCGGUCAAAAGAGUAUCUUCAUCACCAAUAUUUUUGUGACCCUGAUUGGCAGGGCGGAAUAUAUGCAAGCUCGACACUUGAAGGGUCACGGGCCGGACUCAAUAUUGCCCUUUGCUGGGCAUCAUUACGGUAUCAUGGUGUUGCCGGCUACCGCAAGACAGCCAACGCAGUUGUUACUGCGACAAUUAAAUUACGAAAUGCUAUUGCAGAAAUCUCAGGUUUAAAGCUGAUGGGAGACUGCGAUGUAUGCGUCGUAGGAUGGACAGGCGAUAAAGGGAUCAACAUUGAUCACUUUCAUUCGUUGAUGGAAAAGAAGAAAUGGGGUCUAGCUGCCCUGCAAUUUCCGUCAGGCGUGCACCUUAUGGUGACGAUGCUACAUACGCAACCUGGAGUAAUUGAAGCUCUUGUACGGGAUAUAAAGCUCACAGUCGAAUCAAUGCGAAAUUCGAAGCAAGCUAUUGAAGAAGGCUCAACCGCAGCACUUUAUGGAAUGGCUCAAAAGAUUCCGGAUCGCUCAAUUGUACACGAAUUCGCAUAUACCUAUCUUGAUACUUGCUAUACGGCCCCUCCAAUAUCUAGCGAU
Mesorhabditis spiculigera is the source of this 1470-nucleotide messenger RNA. Lineage: Eukaryota; Metazoa; Nematoda; Chromadorea; Rhabditida; Rhabditidae. The record is from the annotation of a GenBank genome assembly.